Messenger RNA from Baudoinia panamericana UAMH 10762, 2018 nucleotides. RefSeq lists its product as uncharacterized. NCBI's taxonomy places the organism in Eukaryota, Fungi, Ascomycota, Dothideomycetes, Mycosphaerellales, Teratosphaeriaceae. The record is from RefSeq and is a predicted model, not a curated record. Gene Ontology annotation, molecular function: protein binding. The transcript is spliced from 2 exons. The coding region runs from base 395 to 1930 and encodes 511 amino acids.
CAGAGCUCCGGGUCGCACCAAUACUCUUUAAUGAGAAGUGCAUGGCACGCGACACUGAUAAAUUAUUACGGUGGAAUUGCAAGCAGCUAGAGCAGGCAUUGAUGGGUUCGCGAUCAUGAUGCAAGCAACUCUAUGCCCUUCCCGAGCUCUGUUAUCCGACUAUGGGCUGCCCGACUCGCCUCGAAGAUCGCUCUAUGCUCGGCGAUGACCUACGAUUUAUACCAACUCUCGAAGGCGAAAAGCAAAGACGGUUCAAGGAAGUUGGCGGUAAAUGACGAGAGCCGAAGGCGAUGGUGGAGCAGUGUGAGGAGCGAAGGUGGUCAUCUUGAAGAUGUCUUUAUUCGCUCGCUCGUGGCGGCAGGGUCGUGCCGACAGCAUGCACAGCGCAGGGUAGAUGGCCGCACAGCGACCAAGAGAGAUUGUGGGAAGGCAAAGCGACGCUCAUAUGCGACCAGUUGUGCAACAGCUCGACGCUUCUCUACGUACUCUUCUCAGCGGCAAGUGCCAGCAGCCCUACCGUCUCCGGUCGAUAUCACCCGGAACGAAUAUAGGGAGUUGGUCAAUAUCUACAAAUCUCCAACAGACCUUUGGGACUACUGCGCUGCGUCUCUUCCGCUCAUACCUCGAGCGUGACCUUGGGCACAUCCCGCAAGACCGCUUCUGGGACGUUUAUCGAACACUGCGAUCGCCGCGUCUCCGCUAUGUAGCCGACGACGACAUCCGCCGAGCAUUCCGCCACCUUAGCUGGGUAGAGUUCAGGGACAAUGACAGUAUGACCCGCUACUUCGCGUUCCUCGAAGAAUGUCUUGCCGAAGAGAUCCCGCUUAGUCCUGGUGAGUGGAACACGGCUAUAGCGUUCGCUGGUCGUUGGGUACGAUCUAACACCAGCCGCGAAGUCCGAGACGCGGUGGAAGUCUGGCUACGCAUGGAACGGCGCGGCAUUCAGGCCACCGAAGUGACCUUCAACAUCCUCUUUGACGUUGCUGUCAAGGCAGGCCGUUUCGCGCUCGCCGACACCAUCUUCAAUGAACUUAGGGCUCGCCAGAUGCCACUGACCCGCUUCUUCCGUACAAGCCGCAUUUAUUACUAUGGCAUGCGGGGAGACGGAGAUGGCGUGCGGCAAGCAUUUCGAGACCUCGUCAACGCUGGGGAGAUCGUAGACACAGCGGUCAUGAACUCAGUAAUCCUCUCAUUGGUUCGAGCAGGCGAAGCAGCCGCCGCCGAGAAUGUCUUCGCCAGAAUGAAGCGACUCGUGGAGCAGAAGCUCGGCACAGAAGCAGUGCGGACGUGGCAGAAGAGUAAACAACUUGGUGUCAUGCUGGACAGGACCGCAAAGCACUUGAGGCGGCAACGAAAGCAGCAUGAGCAGAGCUUCUUUGGCUCACCAUUCUCCGCAGACAGUCGCAAGGAUGAGGUACAGCGAGUGGUCCCAAUUGCUCCGAACGCAAGGACGUACCGCAUUUUACUGCAGCACCACUGUUACGUCUCAGGAGACUGGAAGAGGAUCCAUCAGCUCGUAGCCGAGAUGCGCACCAAGGGUCUUCAUGUACACGGAAGUGUAUACAUGCACAUUCUGCGCGGAUUCUCGCAGCACGGCGGCUAUGCUCUCUUCGACUGGAGCGCGGAAAACCUGGACAAGCUCUGGGCAGAUUUCUUACUUGCGGCAUCUGCCCCCAACAUUCGGUCAUCUUCAAUUGCACCGGACGAUAUUGAAACAGAUGAAUCGGAGACCAACCGCGCGCCCUAUUUCACCGCCGGAUUGGCAAAGGCUGCCGUCAGAGCGUUCAACAAGUGUACGGGAAAGAAGAAGAUGCUUCAAGUCUGGGACGAGAUCAAAGACAGAUGGAAAGAUAUGCCUGCCAGCGAUGAAGAGACUAUCCAGCAGGUUGUUGACAGGUUUGUGAAGGAUGAUAGCAUGUAUGUAGAGUAAAGUGUAUCGCUACUGAAGGCACGUGAGCCGUGGCUUUAUCGUGACAUGGUCUGUGCGAUAUCGCGUCUACCUGCCAUAUGUUUUGCCG